This is a messenger RNA of Durotheca rogersii, 1380 nucleotides long. RefSeq names its product carbohydrate-binding module family 35 protein. The transcript has 2 exons. Gene Ontology annotation, biological process: carbohydrate metabolic process. The record is from RefSeq and is a predicted model, not a curated record. NCBI's taxonomy places the organism in Eukaryota, Fungi, Ascomycota, Sordariomycetes, Xylariales, Xylariaceae. Gene Ontology annotation, molecular function: carbohydrate binding; hydrolase activity, hydrolyzing O-glycosyl compounds. The coding region runs from base 1 to 1380 and encodes 459 amino acids.
AUGCAUCCUCUGCGCGCGCUUCUCCUUGGGGCGCUUGCCUCCCUCGCGGAGGCGACCCUGCAGAUCGUUCCCGGCGCGACUUGGACUACUUCAAACAACGAGCACCUGCAGGCCCACGGCCCGGGCGUCAUCAAGGUCGACUCGACGUACUACCUGAUCGGCGAGGACAAGACCAACGGCAGCGCGUUCCAGAACGUCAACUGCUACUCGUCGCAGAACCUGGUCGAGUGGACGUACGAGGGCGCGCUGCUGUCGCGCACGGCGGAGGCGGGCGACCUCGGGCCGAACCGGGUGGUGGAGCGGCCCAAGGUGGUGUACAACGCGCGGACGCGGCAGUACGUGCUGUACCUGCACAUCGACAGCAGCAACUACGGCGAGGCCAAGGUGGGCGUGGCGACGGGGACGUCGGUGUGCGGCACGUACGCGUACCGGGGGUCCUUCCGGCCGCAGGGCCGCCAGAGCCGCGACAUGGGGCUCUUCGUCGACGACGACGGCGCCGGCUACCUGCUGACCGAGGACCGCGAGAGCGGGCUGCGCAUCCUGCGCCUCGCCGACGACUACCUCUCCGUCGCCGCCGACACCCACCUCUGGAGCGACAGCAUCGAGUCCCCCGCCCUCGUCCGCCUCGCCGGCCGCUACUACGUCUUCGGCUCCAAGCUCACCGGCUGGGACCCCAACGACAACGUCUACAGCACCGCCACCGCCCUCGCCGGCCCCUGGUCCGCCUGGCAGACUUUCGCCGCCGCCGGCUCCAAGACGUACACCUCGCAGACCAGCUUCGUCCUGCCCGUCGGCGGCGACGCCAACGGCUCCGCCCCCACCGGCGCCCUCUACCUCGGCGACCGCUGGGUCAGCCGCAACCUGAUGGCGUCGACGUACGUGUGGCUGCCGCUCCGGAUCGCGGGCGCCACCGUGAGCCUGGACGACGCCGAGUCGUGGGUGCCGGACCUGGGCGCGGCGUCGGGCGCGCGCGCCAAGCCCGCCGAGACGAGCUACGAGGGCGAGGCGGCCGCGUACGGCGGCGGCGCGCGCGACGUGCAGUGCGGCGCGUGCUCGGGCGGCGUCGCGGCCGGGUACCUGGGCGGCCCGGCCGCGGCCGCGGGAACGGUGACCUUCACCGGCGUGCGCAGCGACGCCGACGCGCGCACCACGGUGCGCGUGCGCUACGCCAACGGCGACUCCGCGCCGCGCUAUGCCCGCGUCCGCGUCAACGGCGGCGCCCCCGCCACCCUCGCCUUCCUCCCCACCGCCGGCGCCGUCAGCGCGAGCACCCUCCACGCCGACCUCCGCGCCGGCGCCCAGAACGAGAUCGUGUUCGAAGGCGUCGGCGACGGCCGCUGGGGCCCUGACAUCGACCGCCUCAUCGUGCCGGUGCAGUGA